Cucurbita pepo subsp. pepo (vegetable marrow) is the source of this 1194-nucleotide messenger RNA. RefSeq names its product putative polygalacturonase At3g15720. Gene Ontology annotation, biological process: carbohydrate metabolic process. NCBI's taxonomy places the organism in Eukaryota, Viridiplantae, Streptophyta, Magnoliopsida, Cucurbitales, Cucurbitaceae. The record is from RefSeq and is a predicted model, not a curated record. Gene Ontology annotation, molecular function: polygalacturonase activity.
AUGAAGCUUCUUUUUGCUGUAAUUUUUCUAUUUUAUGUUACUGUUUUAAGAUCGUUGACUGUAUCAGCUUUGUCUUACUUCAAUGUUCUUGAUUAUGGAGCCACUGGAAAUGGCAAAACAGAUGACUCGGAAGCUUUUUUGAAAGCUUGGAACGACGCGUGUGCAGUAAUAGAAGACAACCCAACUUUACGUGUACCAUUUGGAAAAACUUACCUGUUGAAACCUCUCAAAUUCCAGGGCCCUUGCAAGUCCAAACAAGUCAAUUUUGACCUUGGAGGAGCUCUAAUGGCUCCAAGCAAGGAUGAAUGGCCCAGUGAUGGUGAAGAUAAAUGGGUCCAAUUUUACAACAUAGAUUCUCUCACUGUCCAAGGAGAUGGUCGAUUUAAUGGCCAAGGUUCUUCAUGGUGGAACAAAGAUUGUCAUAAUCACUGCAACCGACCAACGGCAUUAUUUUUCCACAACUGUAACGGGCUUCGUCUUAGUAAAAUGAAGCACAUUAAUAGUGGCAAGAAUCAUAUUUCCAUAAAUGAUUGCAAUAAUGUCGUUAUCUCAGAUAUUCACAUUAGUGCUCCCGAGCAGAGUCCUAAUACAGAUGGAAUUGACAUUUCCCAAUCAAAAAAUGUUCUUAUUCAAAAUUCUUUAAUAGCUACAGGUGAUGAUUGUAUUGCUAUUAAUAACGGAUCUUCAAAUAUCAAUAUAGUAGGCAUCACUUGUGGCCCCGGUCAUGGCAUAAGCAUUGGGAGCUUAGGAAAGGACGGUGAUUAUAAUGUUGUUGAAAAUAUCUACGUGAGAAAUUGCCACUUAAAAGACACUCAAAAUGGAGUUAGAAUCAAGACUUGGGAGGGUGGAUAUGGAUAUGCAAGAAACAUCACGUUCGAGAAAAUAAUACUCGAAAAUACAAAAAACCCAAUUAUUAUCGAUCAAUAUUACUCAGCUUUUGCAUACGCAAGGAAAAAUAUGGGAAGGGAAAUAAAAGUGAGCAAUGUGACAUAUCGUGAAGUUCAUGGAACAUCAGCAAAUGAAAAUGCAAUUAUAUUGAAUUGUUCUCGAGCUCGUUGCACAAACAUUAUUAUGAAUAAUGUGAACAUAAGGACAUCAACUCCCGAUACAGAAGCCAAAUCUGUUUGUCAAAAUGCUGAUGGAAGAGCUAUAUCUGUCAUUCCACCCGUACCUUGUUUAUCAAAAUCUCAUUAA